GUGAGCCAGAAGCUGUUGCCCGGGUUGCGGCUGCCGCGAUCACUUUUUGACAGAUUAGUAAAGAGCUGUGGUUAUAAAUGCAGGUAUCGGCAUGCCGUCGAAGAUUGUCCGUUUGAAAACCCCAAGGCAGAUCAAAAUGGAUACGCAAGGUAUCUUGACUCCACCAGGUGGCCAGCCCCGUGCGUUAACCCCCGCUUGGAGCAAUGGAGAUACCGAGCCAGUCUUUGAUUCCACUCGAAAGCAGGCGUCACCUCAGGACAAAUCACGCUUCAUUGUGGGGAUAGACUUUGGCACUACAACCACCUCGGUGGCCUACUGUAAGCUGGCAGCCGGUCAACGUCCACUGAGGGUACCAAACGACGAGAUCAAAUGCAUCCGUCAGUGGCCGUAUGCAGGCGAGUAUCAGAACAGCGCGCUUGUGCCCAGUGAAAGCCUAUACUCUGACGAUGACUUCUCGUGGGGCUAUCGAGUGCGCGACCAGCUGAUGGCCGCACACUACGAUGACGCUCCGGGGGUACAUGAAGCGUCCAGCCGUGCGAUCCGGUUUGCCAAGCUGCUGUUCGUGGAUGAGGAACGGCUGGAGGAGCAGUUCCUACAAGAGCAGAAGAACACCAUCGCAAACCUCCACACCAGCGUGUUCGACGUGGUCAAGGACUACCUUCGCCCGAUCCUUUGGCAUACCAUGGAUACACUCAGAGAUGCGGAGGAGGAUUUCGAUGACACCAGUGAAGUGGAGUUGUCCGUCGCAGUCCCUGUCGGCUGCUCGUUCAUCUCCUCUGUCGCGCUGGAAACCAUCCUGACAGAUCUCGUCGAGGAAAGCCAGCUCGAAUCAAACCUGGACCUAUACCUGAUCCAUGAGCCUGAGGCUGCCUCGUCAUUUUUCAUAGAUACUUUGCUUCGCCCGGACGAGCUCUCGGUAGAGGGGGCCUUUAUGGUUUGCGACGCAGGAGGGGGUACGGUUGAUGUAAUCACCUACACCGUCCUUCAGGAGAAGCCAUUGCGCCUAAAGGAGAUUGUUCCACCAGCAGGUGCAAGUUGCGGCUCGGUCUACGUCAACCAGGCGAUGGAGCAAGAUCUGACUGAUCGUCUGCGCGACGUUAAAUUGUGUGAGGGGAUUAUCAGAGAGCGUGAGAUCGAGCGAAUGUUUCAAGACUUCGAAAACAGGCUGAAGAGGAACUGUAACUUGGCGCAGGACCGCCUUGAUGGCUAUGAAUAUCUGGAUCUCCCUGGCUUGAAAGCGGACCCUGAGAGGGGCUUCAAGACAGGAGCGGUAGCGAUUCCUCGACGAACGCUGAAGGAGUACUUCAGGAAAAGCUUGGAGGGAACAGCCAGCCUUAUUCAGGCCCAGCUUGAUUCAGCGGGGCGAAAAGGCUAUGUAGUCAAGAAAGUACUCAUGAUAGGUGGCCUUUCCCAGUCCAAGCCGCUUCGUCAGUAUCUCAGGGAACGAUUUGCCUCCUUGCGAUUGAGAUUCAUCUUCCCGACCGAAAGCGAGGCCGGAACCCUAGUGUCGCGGGGAUGCGUGUAUCGUGCCAUCGAUAAAAGCAAUGGGCCACAUCGACAGAUCAUAGCCAACAUUGGCUACACACAGAGUGAAGAGUAUGAUCCAAAGUGCGCUGCUCACCGGGAUGUUCGGCCGGAAUUCCAGAUUUUGAUGAGACAACGAUACGUCUAUAACUGCAUCAACUGGAUCUUCAAGAAGGGAGACAUCAUAAAGCAAUCUCAGUGGAUCGUCGGCAACUUUCAUCAGGUCUUCGAGCCUGAUGAAUCGUUGAUCGUGAAUCAUACUCUCUAUUAUUCCGAGCAAGACAAUGCCGAAGACCACUACCCGGAGAGCCAUCCGAAAAACGGGAGCUGUGUGCAUAUUGGAACGGUAGUCGCGGAUUUAGACGUGUUAAGGGAACAGGGUCUUAUUAGAUCAGCUACGAGGUACAAGAAAAAUACCGCGCCCACUCUCCGCAUUCCUUAUGAGCUCCACAUAGCGGUAAGCGGCCGAAGCAUUCGAUUUAGCGUGGUAUAUCCGCCAGGUAGUCAGAAGGAGCGAGGUAGCACCCAAGUCAGCAUCGCAGCGUCGUUCGUACCAAGCACAAUGUGAUAGCGUCGGCUUUCCGAGAGAUAUAGCCUCAUUACUUAGUUGCC
Aspergillus aculeatinus CBS 121060 is the source of this 2136-nucleotide messenger RNA. Its product is annotated as Hsp70 family protein. The transcript has 9 exons. The record is from RefSeq and is a predicted model, not a curated record. Bases 137 to 2092 code for a protein of 651 amino acids. NCBI's taxonomy places the organism in Eukaryota, Fungi, Ascomycota, Eurotiomycetes, Eurotiales, Aspergillaceae.